Messenger RNA from Didymodactylos carnosus, 2970 nucleotides. The record is from the annotation of a GenBank genome assembly. Lineage: Eukaryota; Metazoa; Rotifera; Eurotatoria; Philodinida; Philodinidae.
CACUGACUGCUUUAAUUUAUGUUUGUUUCUAGUACUUUAAAGUAUGCUCUUUCUAAUGGCCUACAAGUAACGUUUGUUGUCCACUUAGCUGGCUCAAAAAGUCAAGAUUUUUUGCAAGUACCAAAAAAUUCGGCUUUUUUUACAACCUGUGUCAAAUAGAGUAGACAUGCGCUGUGCCAAAUUAUCAAAAGCGAUUUCAUCGAGUACGUGCGACUACAGGCUACAAAAUGAAAAAAAAAUUAUCGAAAAAAGAUGAGUUUUGGCUGAGUUAUGAGAAUUUUCGUGGAAGAGAUAAAAAGAUAAUUGCAAAAUGGUGUUUUUCUGAGAAAACAGAAAAAUCUCUUCUCGCCGAUGCAGGCUUUGGAAAAUUUUUGGAAGUGACUAUCUGAUAGAACUUUUUUCGGUCUUUCGAAUGGCCGUCUUGGAUUUUAGACUCUGAGGAAGAUUUUUGGGAAAAAUCAUUUUUUGCCUUAGAAAGUUGGAACUUUUACGCAUCCUCGCUUCUUCUUUUAUAACUCUAAGAAUUUCUACUCCGAGAAAAUUGGUGACACAUGUUUUUGUAGGGAAUUAAAUGGCACAUCGUUUAAAAAAAAGUUUGAGGAAAUUGCACAAAAAAUGAUGGAGUUAUCGCAAAAACAGAAAAGGGCCAUUUUACCUGGGACACCCGAUAACAGCAGAAAGCACUCAUUAUUUAAUAAUAAUCUUUUUUCUCUUAUUCGGUAUGUGUACAGUCAAUAUAGUCAGUACGAUAUUGUUCCAUUUAGUAUUUACAAUGUUGAUAAUAAUAUAAAUAAUAUUCAAACAACAAUUCGUUGGUGUUGUGUGAAUGAGGGUGAAUAUAACAAGUGUCAAAUGUGGCGUGACGCAGUUAUGCUACAAAAUUUUACAUUAUCAAAAAUAGCAUGUAUUCACGGUCGUGAUAAAUAUGAUUGUUAUCGAAAAAUAUUUAAUGAUGAAGCCGAUUUAAUGAAUGCUGAUUCAGGAGAAAUAUAUACAGCUGGAAGAUAUUAUAAUUUAGUACCGAUUAUGAAUGAAUUAUUAAAUACACAAUUAUUUGGAGGACCAUCACCAUCUGCUUAUUACGCUGUCGCUGUUGUUCGUCGUAAUUCUCCAAUUUCUUUAAGUAAUUUACAAGGUGCACGUUCCUGUCAUUCAUCUGUCGGCUCAUCAGCUGGUUGGAAUAUACCCAUCUCACAUUUACUUCGUGAUAAACGUUUGAAUAUAAUUGAUUGUAAUAAUCAUGUUAAAUCAGCCGCUUUACUUUUUGGUGAAAUGUGUGCUCCUGAUGCACUUAAUCGUCAGUUUAAUCCAACAGGUGAUAAUCCAGCAUCUGUUUGUGAAUUAUGUCAAGGAUUACCAGGUGUUAAUUAUUGUACAAAUCAAGAUCCUUAUGCGGGAAAUAUUGGUGCACUCUAUUGUCUAGCAAAUAAAGGAGAUAUUGCAUUUAUUAGACAUACAUCACUUUUAGAAUUACAACAAUUAGAUCCAACAUUUCCAUUAGAUCAAUUUGAGCUGUUAUGUCCAGUGAAUAAUCAACGUGCAUCAUGGCAAAAUUAUCAACAAUGUAAUUGGGGAAUAUCGCCGGCAAAUUCUAUUAUCGUAUCACAUCGACGACCAAAACAAUUACGAGAUAUUUAUAAACAAGUUCUUAUUGAUUCAGCAAAUGUAUUUACAUUUCAAAAUCCUAUAUUUCAAUUAUUUAAUUCAAGAAGAUUCAAUGGUUAUGAUCUACUAUUUUCAGAUAUUGCUGUCGGAUUUAAUGCUCUGAAUGAUAAAACAACAUAUGCAACAUAUUUAGAAAUGUUAGCUCUAAGUUUUGAUGAAAUCGGCAAUGAUUAUUUGGCAAUGUUAUUGCGUUUGUAUGAUUGUCCAUUACGGGUUUUACGUUGGUGCGUGUUAUCUCCAUACGAGAAGGAAAAAUGUCGUUUAAUGAAAAAUGCUUUUACACGCAAAAAUAUCAAACCGGAUUUGGAUUGUAUAUCAUCGAAAAAUGCUAUGGAAUGUAUGUCGAAAAUAAAACAAGGCACUGCUGAUAUCAUUACACUCGAUUCAGCUGAUGCUUUUCGAGCAACAAGAUACUAUGAUUUACUUCCACUUGCUGCCGAAGAUUAUGGAGUGGAUUUAGAGACAAAUGUUAUGUAUGCUGUGGCGGUAGCGAAACGAACUGAUUUAACAACAAAUUUAUGGAAUUUAAGAGGUAAAACAAUUUGUUCAACAGGUGUUGGAGAUUUGGCUGGUUGGCACGUACCUGUUGAUUAUUUGGCGGCAAUUAGAGAAUUAUUUGUACAAGAUUGUCAUAUUAAUAAAGUGGCUGGUGAAUAUUUUGGCCGUUCAUGUGUUCCAGGAGCUCUGGAUUAUGAUUAUAAUAAACUAAAAACAAAUCCACGUGCAUUAUGUCUUAAAUGUUAUUCGAAAGGUUCGGAUUAUUGUUCAAGAUCUCAGCGAGAAAUGUUUUACGGAAAUUCAGGUGCAUUUCGAUGUUUAACAGAAGGUACUGGUGGUCAUGUGGCAUUUGUCAUGCACACGGCAGUUAUAUCGAAUACAGAUGGACGAAAUGUCGAUCAAUGGGCACGACCUCUGAGAGCAAUUGACUUUGAAUUAUUAUGUAAAAAUGGCACUCGAAAAACAAUAGAUGGAUUCAAAAACUGUCACAUGUUAAAAGUGCCAGCUAGAGUUCUCAUGACAGCAUCUUCAAAGACUGAUUUAGACAAAUUAUACAUUUGGAAUAUGUUAAAUUUUGUACAACAAUUAUUUGGAUCAGAUACUAAUAAAGACUUCGCAAUGUUUGCUUCGUUUUAUGAACAUCCGGAUUUAUUAUUUUUGGAUUCGACCGUUCAAUUGACACGUGUAACAUCAUCAAUUGAAGACUAUUUAGGUCAAGAUAUAAUUCAGAUGUUAAUUAGAACUGAUCCGAGAAUGUUUUUUUACAAAAAAUAUUAUGAUAUAUGCGCAUUUUUUUAUGUUAUGUGA